Messenger RNA from Meloidogyne enterolobii, 2095 nucleotides. The record is from the annotation of a GenBank genome assembly. NCBI's taxonomy places the organism in Eukaryota, Metazoa, Nematoda, Chromadorea, Rhabditida, Meloidogynidae.
UUGGUUUAUAAUGGAUAUGUCUUUUGAUUUUGAUGUUAAGAUAAAGUCAGAAUUUGAAGAACAAAAGAUUACUGGACGCGAAAUAGUUCAAGGAUAUCUACAGCUAAAACCUGAGGCUGUUGCCAAAUAUUUGGGACUUCAAGAAGCUCUAAAAACUUUUGAAAAAUGGCCAGAAUCUUCCAAAAUAAAUUUUAUUCAACAGUUUGCUGAUAUGUAUGAUGUUCUUGAUGAACGAUUUCACGAAUUGAUUCAACAAUUUUGUAAAAUUCAUUGGGUUGAUGUUCCUUUGUCGAUUCGUGAUCGUUUUGUUGAAUUUUUAAUUACAUUAGCUAUAUUUCAAAUUAACCAUAUUGAAGAAGUUUUUACUUCAUUUGUUACACAUUUACUACCAAUCCAAAAAAAGGAAACUUGUAUAGAUUCUCAAGAACAAGAGGCAUUGUACAAAUUGGCUUUUAAAUCAAUUCAGAGAGUUGUUACUUGCAAUAAAUUAAGUAAUCGUGUACUUGUAAAAUAUUGUGUUCGUUUAUUCCCUCACGUAAGACAACCAGCAGAUAAAAUGCUUCCAUUUGUAUGUAAUUUAAUUAAACUAGCAGAGCAAAGUAAUGAUGAAGAUACAAGAAUCGAAAUUUGGUCAUUAAUUAUUGAUAGAUUAUUACAAUUAGAUGCGGCGAUAACUGAUUUACAUGAUGAGGAAAGCCGAUUAAGUUUUUGCAAUAAUACCAAUGAUUCUUUAAAUAAUUGUUUUCCAAGUCCGGCAAAUGACUCGAAUAUUAUAAUAGAAUCAAUAGUUGAAGAAAAACAACCAAUAGAAAAUCCAAUGGAAGCAAAACUUGAUCAAUUUGUUGCGCUUAUUCUUUUAUUUGUUGGUACAAAGGGGGAAAAAUUAGCUGAGGAAGUUAUUCAACAAAUAAUUAAUAAAGAAACAGAUAAAAAUUUUGAAGGAUUAUUAAGAUUUUUGAUUUCGAAAAAUGAAGAGGAGGAAAUUAAUAAUCAAAAUAAUAAUAAAAGAAAGAAAAAGCCUUUUUGCACAAUUUUCCAAUUAUUUCUUGAAGGAUUUGAUGAACACGUUUUAACAGCAACUGGAGUACAUUCAACACCUUUUGUUUGGUUUUACCUUUGCAGUCUUUCUAAUGAGAAUUGUCAAAAAAUGUUAGAAUUUUUGUGGGAAGUAAUUCGUACACCAAUUGAACGUGGGGAUUGGAGAAAAUCACAAAAUGCAGCUACUUUUUUGUGUGGAUUUUUAGCACGAGCAAAUUAUAUUGAUUUGGAAUUUGUUUGUUCCUGGAUAAACACAAUAUCUAAUUGGUGUUUUAAUUAUAUUUUGGAAAAUUCAAAAGAAAUUUCUAAAAGAAACAUUGCUGUUAACACAAAAAUGGUUCAACAUGGAAUUUUUUAUUCAACAGUACAAGCACUUUUAUUUGUUUUUUGUUAUCGUUAUGAAGAAUUAAAUAAAGAAGAAAAUAGUUUAAACCAAUUUAAUUUAUGGAAUUUAGACAAAAUUGUUUUUAAUUCAUUAAAUCCAUUACAACAUAUUUCUCAAGGUGUUGCUUUGUGUUUUUUGAAUUUGGCUAGACGUUUUAAUUUAUUUGAGAAAAACACAGAUAAUUCAUUAUCACCCAAAACUCAUUCAAUGGCAGAAAUAUCAUUAAAACGUAGAAGGGCUGUUAUUGAUUUGUUUUUUCCUUUUAGUUUUUGUUCAUUAAAAAUAUGUUCUCCAUUAAUAUUUCCAUUAAUGAGGCGUUUUACCCCUUUGGAGAAACUUUGUAAAAAUGUUAUAAUUGAUGAGGAUGAAGAAGAUAUUGAUGAAGAAGUUGAACAACAACAACAAAAUAAUUGUAUUGAAGAAAAUGAAAGAGAAAAUAUUUUGCCGAUAGAUGAGGGGUAUGAAGAGGAAUUAAUGUGUUUACAAUCUGUUAAUGAAUUUAAUAAUUAUAAUAAUAAUAAUAUAAUUUUUGAAAGUAAUACUGAAGAACAACAAGAAAUGGAGAUUUAAAAAGAUUUUUGUUAUUUUAAAUAAUUGUUGUUUAAUUUGGAAAGUUUUGAUUGUUAAUGAAAUGUUGUUGUUGUUAUUGUUCUUUGUUAAAAAGUUUGUGUA